This is a messenger RNA of Pieris rapae (cabbage white), 1256 nucleotides long. Its product is annotated as ADP,ATP carrier protein-like. Gene Ontology annotation, molecular function: ATP:ADP antiporter activity. Gene Ontology annotation, biological process: mitochondrial ATP transmembrane transport; mitochondrial ADP transmembrane transport. Gene Ontology annotation, cellular component: mitochondrial inner membrane. The record is from RefSeq and is a predicted model, not a curated record. Lineage: Eukaryota; Metazoa; Arthropoda; Insecta; Lepidoptera; Pieridae. Bases 197 to 1120 code for a protein of 307 amino acids. The transcript has 4 exons.
UUUGUGUCAAAGAAUUUUUACAAUAAUAAAUUUUUAUUAGCCGCAUAAUUAAAAUUUAUUCGAGAGUCGAUCAGGAAGAUGGUAUUUAAAUGUUUAAAGUGUAGAAAUACGUUGUGAAUGUAAUACACAGUAUUGCUUCACACCUAGAAGUGGAUUCGUUGAUAUUUACAAGAAAAGCUAAGUUUCGGAAAGCAAUAUGUCAAAAGAUGGCAAAGAGGGGAAAGGUAAAGGUCCUGAAACAAGUGCAUUUAUGAAGGACUUCAUCGCCGGUGGAGUUUCCGCUGCCGUGUCCAAAACCGCCAUGGCGCCUAUGGAACGAGUGAAACUAAUUCUACAAGUACAGCACGUUUCAAAACAAAUUGCAGAAGAUAAAAGAUAUAAAGGUAUCGUCGAUGCUUUCAUACGAAUCCCUAAAGAACAAGGAAUCGGUUCUUUGUGGCGAGGGAAUUUAGCUAACGUAAUUAGAUAUUUUCCCACGCAAGCCUUGAAUUUUGCAUUUAAAGAUGUUUACAAAGGCAUGUUCUUAGAGGGUGUUAAUAAAAACACACAGUUCUGGACAUAUUUCGCUGGUAAUCUAGCCUCCGGUGGCGCAGCCGGUGCGACAUCUUUGUGUUUCGUGUACCCUUUAGAUUUUGCAAGAACAAGAUUGGCCGCUGAUGUGGGUAAAGGAAAGGCAAAGGAGUUUAAUGGACUAGUCGAUUGUUUGAUGAAGACCCUGAAGUCUGAUGGCCCAAUAGGAUUGUACCGAGGGUUCGUUGUCUCGGUACAAGGAAUAAUUAUUUAUCGUGCCACUUAUUUUGGGUUAUACGAUACAGCUCGAGGAAUGCUCGUUGAUCCCAAAAAUACUUCUAUAUUUGUAUCAUGGCUCAUUGCUCAGACGGUAACUACGAUUGCCGGUAUUACCUCUUAUCCUUUGGACACGGUACGGCGGCGUAUGAUGAUGCAGUCAGGUCGGCCAGUUAAUGAACGACUGUACAAGAAUACACUACAUUGUUGGGGGGUUAUACUCCGGACAGAAGGGCCAGGAGCUUUCUUUAAAGGUGCCUUUUCAAAUGUCCUUCGAGGAGCUGGAGGCGCUUUUGUACUUGUUUUAUACGAUGUGAUUAAAAACCUUCUUUAAAGUGCGUUUUCGUAGUGAGUGGCAAUUUUUGGAAUACACAUUUAAAAACCUCGUUGGCUUGUAUAAUGCUCUUGUUGGAUGAUAGUGGUGUAAAAUUGUGAAUGUGGAGAUGCUUGUUUUAGGGUUGAUAGGAAAA